Molecule: messenger RNA, 667 nt
Organism: Aspergillus piperis CBS 112811
Lineage: Eukaryota; Fungi; Ascomycota; Eurotiomycetes; Eurotiales; Aspergillaceae
Exons: 2
Coding region: 171-425 (84 amino acids)
Source: RefSeq, a predicted model, not a curated record
CAACCACGGUUCGUCUUCCCCGCUCCCCCCUCCCCCACGAUGUCAUACUCCACUAAAGCUGUGAUAUAAAUCGCCUCCGCCCUCAUCCUUAUUCCAUAUCUAUUCUUACCUCAUCUGAAACGAUCUAGCAAUAUCAUCUUCCAAAGAAUCAAAAGAAGAAACUGGACACAAUGACCAGCGAACGCAGACCCUCCGGCGCAUACCACCUCACCGGCUCACAGCUCGUCGAAAAAGUCGAUGACCUCAGCUCUGGAGGCGGAUGGGAAGAACUGAACCGUCGGGCUCAUCACGCUGAUACGGGUGAUUCGCAGCAGCAGUCGCAGCAGCAGCAGUCGGGGUCUAAGGCGGCUCCUGACAGGUCGCAGUCUUUUAGGCCGUAUAAUCCUAGUAAAGACCAAAGCGACGACCUGCUGCCGGAUGAGUAGUGGCACUAGUAGAUGUAGUAGAUUGUCUGCGGUGGUGAUUACGGCCGUGGUGGGGGUUUAUUGUUGUUUGUAUCCGAGUUUGAUGUAUGCGAGGGAUUUGAUGAAGUGGGUUACUUGUUGUAAAAUUUGAUGCAAAUAUCGUAUAGUCGGGUAAUUGUGGGAAGGGGAAGUAUUUAAGUUUAUUAUAAUUAUGAUAGGAAAUAAUGACUCUCGUUUGGAUGAAGAUUUAGUUGAAUUAUUGG